This is a messenger RNA of Cladophialophora yegresii CBS 114405, 3423 nucleotides long. RefSeq lists its product as uncharacterized. The record is from RefSeq and is a predicted model, not a curated record. The coding region runs from base 1 to 3423 and encodes 1140 amino acids. Lineage: Eukaryota; Fungi; Ascomycota; Eurotiomycetes; Chaetothyriales; Herpotrichiellaceae. The transcript has 2 exons.
AUGGCGUUGACUGCACAGGUGGAAGGGCAAAUGCCCGCCUUGCCCGUCCAUGCUCUGAGUCCGUUAUCCAUUCACCCAUCUGCUACGGUCGCUUCUUCAGACGCGUUUGACCCUGCUUCGACAGGUCUGGUCCGGUCCGCGAGCUUCACCUACCAACCUUCCGCGCACCCGGACCCGUCCACGAUCAAACGUACCUUUUCCGAACAUGUCAUCUCCCUGCCCUCCGAGACUAAGGUCAAAGUCAACGAGAGUGUCCACUCGGCAAACAUGGAGCUCUUCCGACGGGUCUCAAGGAAAGCGAAGAGGAAGAUGCUGGCAAGUGCCCGCUUUUCGUUAUCAGCCGAGGAUGACGAACCACAACCAAAAGAGGUGAACAACACGGGAGGUGAGAAGGACGAGCAAACAAGAAGUUUGAGCCGCUCUGUCGCGGGCACACUUCGUACCCUCGCCCGGAAAUCAUGGGCUCCCUCGUCGAGGUCGACCUCUCCAAGCCGGAAAGACCGUGAAACUGCAGAAAGAAAGCGGAGUUGGUCGCCCAGCAAGAGGAAGCUUGCCGUCGCUGCAAACUCUGUCGCUGUUCCUGAGCCUGCAGCCUCCAGUCCCCCUUUGCGGGCAUCCCCUGAGGAAAAUGACCUGCUGCUGGAGGCUCCAGCACACCCUAUACGCUCAGAGCAGCGACGUUCCACCACUCCCACACCAGUUCAAAGACCGUUCUCAGUCCUUCUCACCAAGAACAAGAGUGACGUCAACCUGAGGCGAAUGUCGAGAAAUUCCAGUGCGACUUCUCUCCGGAGUUUCGUGUCCACCGACCGAUCACAGUCAGGACUCUCGCUCAACAAGGUGCCUCCGCUGCCUUCCUCACUUUCAUCUGAUCGACUCGCGGCUCUCAAUGUUGAAGGCCCUAGAAGAAAAGAUCCGCUGUGGGCUGCAUUUCGUAACCUUGAUGGAGAGUACAGUGGCUUCCAGUCAAAGACUAGCCUCCAGAAAGCCAAGGUGCUGCGAGCGACACUGAUUCCUUUCCUGGUCAAGCACGAAAAUCAUACGUCUAACAAGUCUCUUCGAGCCGAGGAUUUGGACCGACGAAUUGUGAUCUUGAAUAAAUGGUGGACAGCAUUGCUGGAGAUUCUGCAUGGAGCAAACAAUCAGUCGAUAUCGGGUACGGACAGACCCGCAUUCCUCGAAGCCAUAAAUCGGAUCAUGAGUCGACCAGAAUGGAGAAUGCCUGGCUUCUCUUCAACUCCAGGGGAAAGCCCACAGCGUCCUUCACUUCCGAAGUCGAAGUCGACCAAUUCCCUUGAAUCGGAGGAGGCAGAUUUCUUGAUCGAUUCCGUCUAUCAGAAUGUGCGUAACACUUUCGUCCAAAACCUCCUCUCACAAAUGGAGUUUGUCACUGGUGUAUUGUCAACGAGGACUGCACCUCAAAGCCUAGUCACAUUUGCUGGAAAGGCUUGUGCUUACGCUUUCUUCUUCUGUCCCGGAGUGGCCGACAUGCUCAUCAGGUUGUGGUGUCUCCCAACCGCUGUACUCAGACGAAUGCUCAGACAGUUUGGCGUUGAGAAUGGUGAAAAGUUGGACCUCAUCUCCAGUGCUCUAGGGAGAAAUUUCCCCCCACCCGUUCGAAGUCUCUGUGUCGGAUCUCAAGCAACCUUUAUGCGUCAUCUUCAACAGCGAGGUCCCUUACCACCAGGAUCAGAGAAGAUCGAUUGGUAUCAACCCUGGGUGGCGAGAUGGUCUGGCCACAACAGUGAUUUGUUCUUCGUCUUUACGAAGCAGUACCACCUCCUAGUGUCAGAAUUCCUCGCCGAGGAUAUUUCGCUGAAAGAUCGCACGGGUAUCCCCGGUAUGGUACCAAUCUGCGCUCAGAUGCUGGUCAUUCUGGAGACAACCAUCUAUCGACAAGCUGGCCAAUCUGGAGGCGAGAGCUACGCUACCAGCACCGGGUCCAAUUUGGACAACCCAGACGCUUUAGCUCCUCUGCCCAUGACAAUUGCUAACGCAACUCGUUCGAUUGCUGAGAAUCGACUGAUCAUGAUGUUGCGAGACAUCAUGGGCGACCUGGACCCGGAUCGCGCCAAUUUCAGAAGGCUCUUCUCAGUUUCCUUUGACAGUGUUACCAAGGCGGCGACCGUCAAAGUUUCCUUGUACAACAACGACGCAUGUUUUGUGAUUUGUGAUUUUAUGGAGGAAGUUCUUCCCAUCAUGUUCCGACACCACCAGACCUACAUUGAAACCCCAGUGCUUGACUGGCCGUUUUGGCUUGAAGUCUGCAAGCAGAUGCUGCGAAGUCAGACCACUCUUACCCAGAUACGAGUGAUCACAUUCUUGUAUACUAAUUGGUCUAUCUUAAUACAUAAUGAGGGACAGAAGCGUCGGCUGGUUCUAGAGUGGCUGUUGGAUGCCGACGUCUUCGAGAAGCAGUUUUGUCACUGGUCGCCCAUGGUGCGACAUUACUUCUACCGUCUGCUGUGCUGGAAAGUUGCGCGAUACGACGGUGAGGUUUCGGACUUGGAUAUAGAGAUCUUGCAGUCAUUGGCUGCUCGGUUGAACAAAUGCUGGGCAAAUUACCAGUAUUUGAGUGCGGAAGCCGAAAUGCGAGGUCUCGUACCACCAUCGUCGGCGCCUUGCUCACCUGCACCCAGCCGUGUCCUCGUUAUUGUCCGGACUGACAGUCAACCGAUUAUGACGGCCUCCAAGACACAUUUCGAAAAGUAUCUUCCAACCUCAAUCGUCACCCAACAUUCGCCGUUUCCGAACCAUUCUUCCAUCCUGAACACUAUCCCAUCUGCCGACUUGCCGAACAACAGCAACAAGAAGCGAUGGAGCCUAUUCCGUGGCCUCAACGUGUUCGGUACGCCAGGUAACCAUCGACCAGGAGAGGUAACACCACCUGGAAGUCCAGAGGACAAAGCCGUGUUGGCCUCCAACGAUGCUCCUGAUCCGAACAGCGCGAUUACCGCGCCAAAGAGGCCGGCUACACCACCGCACCAGGCAUUUUCGUUUAAGUUCUCUCUCGAAUAUUUCUCGUCCCGACCACACCUGGAAAACAAAAAUCGUCCGGUGGUAGCGCCACUACUUCCUCCUAAUGCCCAGGCCAUACUCAGAUCGCGGCAGAGCUCAGACAGUGGUGUGAGUGGAGGCAGUGCUAGUGGUCUCAGCCAAUCCAGCAACAGUGGUGGGAGCGGUGUGAGUGGUAGUAGCAUUUCCCGCGGGAAAGGUAGAGCGAAAGAAGUGAAGCCGCUCAAGCCUAAGGAUCAUGAGAUGGGCACAGCACGGUACAGCGGGCGAUCCCUGACUGAAUGGGCCCAGGUGUUGCACGAAUGUCGCAGUUUUUACAGCAGGCGCAAGCAGGAAGGUGUUCCACGGGAUAGCCUUAUUGAGACACCGACAAUGGGUGUGGAGAGUUUCCGGCUGAUGGGUGGUUAA